Messenger RNA from Erythranthe guttata (spotted monkey flower), 800 nucleotides. RefSeq names its product mitochondrial acyl carrier protein 3 (gene MTACP3). Lineage: Eukaryota; Viridiplantae; Streptophyta; Magnoliopsida; Lamiales; Phrymaceae. Gene Ontology annotation, biological process: fatty acid biosynthetic process. Gene Ontology annotation, molecular function: acyl carrier activity; acyl binding. Gene Ontology annotation, cellular component: mitochondrion. The record is from RefSeq and is a predicted model, not a curated record.
AGCGGGCCCAUUUAUUUACUUAAAUGUAUUUAAAUUGGGUCUUGCAAAAUUUCGGGCCGGGUUUUCAAUUCACAGAACAUUUUUCUCUCUCAGUCAUUUAAGCAAACAGGUGAUGCGCGCUCUUACUCUUGAUCUUUUAGCCUCGAGAUUUUGACGAAGCUUUGCUGCAUUGUUUCGUCAGUUGAUUCGAACUACGCAGUCACAUAGAAAAAAAUGCACAAAUUGCGUACCACUAUUUUAGGUUACUCAAGAAUCAAGGUCCCUGCGAGAACGUCUUCUAUUGGAAACGAUCUUAAUGGAACGUACAAACGUACGCAAUUGCUUCGUACAUGCAGCACAGCUGCAAGUACCGACGCUGAUCAAGUGAUGGAUCGAGUUAUUAAGCUGGUGAAAAAAUUUGACAAGAUUGAUGCUGCCAAGGUGACGGAAAAAGCUGAUUUUCAGAAGGACUUGAGCCUCGAUAGCUUGGACAGAGUGGAACUCGUCAUGGCUUUUGAGGAGGAAUUCUCUGUCGAGAUAUCCGAUGCAGAAGCAGAUAAGCUGAAAUGCUGUGUGGAUGUUGCUAAAUAUGUUGUUUCUUGUUCCACCGAGAAAGUUCCAGAAGCUUCUUCUUAACUGUAUUUUUGUUACAGUUAGACAGCCAAACAAAAUUCCCCCCUUGUAAUAACGGUUAAUGGAUUGUGUUUAUUUGCUACCUUUCGUACUCUUUCUUGGACAAGAUCGGAACUGAAUGUCGUAAAUUUUUCGUAUUUACUGAAAUCCCAGUUGAGAUAUAUAUAUCUUUUUCUUGUUUAUGUUUA